AUGAAGUUUGCGCAAUAUCUUAACGAUACACAAACUCCCGAGUGGAAAAAGGCAUAUAUUGAUUAUCGUGGCCUAAAGAAGCGCAUUGGUGCAAUUCAUGCAGAACAUAUUGCCAGGCAGAGCUUCACUGGAACCACUGAUGUUGAUAAGCAAGCUAGAGAAUAUGGACAGUACAACGAGAUGCCGCUCCUUCCACGACCUGAUGCUCCAGUUGAAGUGAUUUCGACUCUUUCCGCAACUCGAAUCCAACAAAGGAAUAGCCAUCUGCGUCCAUCGCUCAGAAUUUCAGUGCAUAGUUUUCCGCCUCCACCUCAUCUCACAGGCUCAUCAUCACAGGCUCCUUCGCAGGCGACUCCCUUACCCCCGAAGACUGCGUACUUGCCACCCAUAUUUCCCUUUUUCCGUGAUUCAGGUUCUCCGGCUCCUGCUGCCUUACACACCCUUCUUCCUCUACUACCACCACUUCAUGCACAUUUUUUCGAGCUAUUAGAUUCUGAAUUGGAGAAAGUCGACUCUUUUUAUGCAGAACGAGAAAAGGAAAUGCGAGACCGUGGCAAGCGGCUUAAAGAGCAGCUUAAUGAACUUGGGUUGCAUCGCAAGAAGUAUUAUGAAUCUAAAGCAAACGACACAGCACCGGGCUGGGCUGCACGAGCUCGCCUAGGUCUGGCAGCAGUUUUACUUGCCCUAACCCAACGUCGUACAGACAAGAACGAUAGUCAACCAGGACUAGUAGCUCCUGAGUCGUGUCGGGGAGGUCAUUCGAUCAUCACUGGAGAUGGAGAAACUUCCGAACGUAAAACGAUAUCGCUGUAUCCUGCGUCUACCACAGGUGAUUCAACUCAGGUUGCAUCACUCAGGAUCAUUCGUUCAGCCCCGCCUACAAAAGCCAAUGGCAAUAUCCCGGUGAGAAACAACAGUAUGCCCUUCACGAACCCCCAAGAGUACCAGAAUGCGAGGAAACGCCUCAAGAAAGCUGUCGUGGAGUAUUACCGUGGGCUCGAGGCGCUGAAUAAUUACCGUAUACUUAACCUUACUGGUUUCCGCAAAGCUGUCAAGAAGUACGAGAAGAUUACACAGGUGCCUGCUCAAGCAGCUUAUAUGAAGGAGAGAGUCGAGCCCUCGGCUUUUGCUUCUGGCGCAAUGGUCAACUCAAUGCUUAAAGAGAUGGAAGAGUUGUUUGCCGCAAGAUUCGAAUUUGAUGACAAGAAGAAAGCUAUCACUCAUCUUCGUGUUGGUACGAAUCAGAAAUCCCAUCAUUUCAGCACGUUUCGCACAGGUAUGUGGCUUGGGUCAUCUAUACCAGCAACGAUUAUCGGCUUCAUAACAUGUCUGCGUCACAGUACCGCCACCUCAUUGCCUUCAUGGGAUAUCAUACUUUUCAUCUACUCUAUUUUUUUAAUUCCUACGUUACUCGCGUUGCUUGUUGGUUUGAACCUCGUUGUAUGGGCUAGAGAAAGGAUCAACUAUGUGUUCAUAUUUGGUAACUUAAUGUACGAUCUCGACUCGACCAUCGCGAAUAUUUUGAGGUUUGACGCCUUGGCAUUCUAUGAGAACCUCCGAGGUCGUUCACGAUGGUGGCUUAUCAAGAGCAUUGCAAGACUAGGUAUUAGCGGUUUGUGGGGCGUUGAAUUCACGGAUUUCUGGCUUGGCGAUCAGUUUUGCAGUCUUGCCUAUAGUUUGUCGAACUUUUACUUCGUUGGGUGUUUCUACUCCCGAUACUUUCCUCAUGUUCCUUCCUAUACCAACGUGUCAUCACUGCAACAAAACAUUUCCAUGGCAGUUGUUCCACGCUUCCUUCCCUCCUCCCAGAUGUUUAGUUUGGUGCCAAGAGACGAAGUCCUCUCGUCUGCAUACGACCCUGCGGUUCGAGACGCGUGGACGACUUGUGGAGCGGAAUCGCAUUGGGGUUCUUACUUCGCACUUGCUAUGAUACCGUUCUUAGUGCGAUUCGUGCAGAGCGUCAGACGUUAUAGGGAUUCAAAGUUACCUACUCAUCUCAUCAACGCCGGUAAGUACGGGAUGGGCAUGGUGUACUACCUCUGUUAUUACCUUUGGAGACGCGACGGAGCAACUGACGGCGGUGCUUCUUUCAUUCUGUGGUGUUUGUCGGCAGUUAUCUAUGCGCUAUAUGGAUGUGCAUGGGACUUCGCGAUGGACUGGUCUAUCUGCAAACCUCGCGCUAAAUACCCCCUGCUCAGGCGGGAGUUGGUGUACACAUCCCAGAUUCCGCUGUACUAUGUUGCUCUGGUCACGAACUUUUUCAUUCGUUUUCUCUGGGUCUUCUACAUACCAAGUUGGUCAUACUUUACUGUCCGGACAUUCGUAUGUGGCCUAAUGGAGAUGGUAAGAAGAGUUGUGUGGAAUUUCUACCGUCUCGAGAAUGAGCAUCUUGGGAAUAUGGAUCAAUACCGAAUUACGCACGAGGUCCCAUUGCCAUAUUCGUUCGACAAUCCUCAACACGAGGACGAUGAUGACGACGAGGACAAAGCUUAG
Suillus subaureus is the source of this 2493-nucleotide messenger RNA. RefSeq names its product EXS family-domain-containing protein. Gene Ontology annotation, biological process: phosphate ion transport; cellular response to phosphate starvation. NCBI's taxonomy places the organism in Eukaryota, Fungi, Basidiomycota, Agaricomycetes, Boletales, Suillaceae. Gene Ontology annotation, molecular function: inositol hexakisphosphate binding. Gene Ontology annotation, cellular component: cytoplasm; Golgi apparatus; plasma membrane. The coding region runs from base 1 to 2493 and encodes 830 amino acids. The transcript has 24 exons. The record is from RefSeq and is a predicted model, not a curated record.